Messenger RNA from Phymastichus coffea, 985 nucleotides. RefSeq names its product ribokinase-like. Gene Ontology annotation, molecular function: ribokinase activity. Gene Ontology annotation, biological process: D-ribose metabolic process. The transcript has 7 exons. NCBI's taxonomy places the organism in Eukaryota, Metazoa, Arthropoda, Insecta, Hymenoptera, Eulophidae. The record is from RefSeq and is a predicted model, not a curated record. The coding region runs from base 45 to 974 and encodes 309 amino acids.
AGUCGCCAGUUUGAUCCGCGAGUGUCGAGUAUUGUUGCUGAGAAAUGUCGAAAAUUAUUGUUGUCGUGGGUUCCUGUGUAGUCGAUUUCGCCACAUACAGCUCUCGGCUGCCGAAACCCGGUGAAACUCUUGUGGGUGACAGAUUCGAGCGGAGUUUCGGCGGUAAAGGCGCCAAUCAAUGCGUCACUGCAGCGAGAUUAGGAGCUUCGACCGCGCUGAUAGGAUCGUUAGGAUCCGAUUCGCUCGGCCAGGAAUAUCUGGAAAACUUGAAGAGAGAAAACAUUGAUUUGACACACGUAAAAAUAAAAAGUAAUAGCGAUACAGGGAUAGCGCAGAUUAUGGUUACGGAGACUGGAGAGAAUGUAAUUGUUACUAUUUUCGGCGCUAACGCGUUAAUGACUUGUCAAGAUGUAUUAGACGCCAAGGAUAAAAUUAAAUCUGCAUCAGUUCUUGUUUGCCAGUUCGAAACCACUCUGAAGGCCACUCUAGAAGCCCUCAAGUUAUUCAAGGGUCAAGGUGUGUCGAUUGUCAACGGCGCUCCCGCCAUGCAAAACGUGCAUCCGGAUAUUUUUAAGCUGUCCGAUAUAUUCUGCGUUAACGAGACGGAGGCAGAAAUAAUGACCGGGAUACCGAAUUUGCAAUUGUCUGCAGGCCAAUUGGCAAUCGAUAAGCUACUCUCCUUCGGGUGCAAUACAGUAAUCAUAACGUUUGGUAGCCACGGCGUUAUUUACGCUUCUAAAAACAAGAAAAAAGCCGUUCACGUGCCAACCAUGCCCGUACAAGCUGUCGACACAACUGGUGCUGGAGAUUCCUUUUUGGGUGCUCUAGCAUACUUCCUAGCGUAUAAUCCGGACUUUCCACUGGAAGAAUGCAUUAAAAGAUCGAAUAAGAUUGCUGCAAUCAGCGUUACGAAAAGUGGAACUCAGGCGAGCUUCCCAUAUAGAGAGGACUUGCAAAAAGAACUGUUUCAGUAGCUCUGAUCAGC